AUGGCAACUUGGUUCCAGAAGGAGAUCGUGCUUUCUGCGCCCAGCCGCGGCUUCCACCUGGUGACCCGCGAGGUCGAGAAGCAGCUGCCAGAGUUGUCGCGUGUGAAAGUUGGCAUGGCCAAUCUGUUCAUCAAGCACACGUCUGCGUCGCUCAGUAUCAACGAGAACUGUGACCCGGACGUGCGUACCGACAUGGAGGGUGCGUUCAACCGCAUCGUACCCGAGUCCUGGAACAAGGAGUUUUUCCGUCACACGGAUGAAGGCGAUGACGACAUGCCUGGACACAUUAAAUCGACUCUAAUUGGUGCGUCAGUGAACAUCCCGAUCACAAACGGCAAAUUCAACCUUGGAACGUGGCAAGGCAUCUAUUUGUGCGAGCACCGCAACGUUGGCGGCUGGGGCUCUGGCCACCAGCGUAAAGUGGUUGUCACCAUCCAGGGCUCCACGGCUUAA
This is a messenger RNA of Phytophthora nicotianae INRA-310, 453 nucleotides long. RefSeq names its product secondary thiamine-phosphate synthase enzyme. Lineage: Eukaryota; Oomycota; Peronosporomycetes; Peronosporales; Peronosporaceae. The record is from RefSeq and is a predicted model, not a curated record. The transcript has 7 exons. The coding region runs from base 1 to 453 and encodes 150 amino acids.